Messenger RNA from Pseudomassariella vexata, 414 nucleotides. RefSeq lists its product as uncharacterized. The annotation marks the transcript as partial. The transcript has a single exon. The record is from RefSeq and is a predicted model, not a curated record. Lineage: Eukaryota; Fungi; Ascomycota; Sordariomycetes; Amphisphaeriales; Pseudomassariaceae.
AAAACAUACAACACUAGGGAUUCGCUGGUGGUCACCCACCCAACUACUAAUCUAGCGCUUUCCAGCUUGUCUAUGGGAGAGCGGACGGGAUCCCGAAUUUUCUGGAGGCUAUGGUCGUAUGUGGUACAAAUGUCUCGUACAGAAGUAUAUAAUAAACGUUGUAAGGUUUGUGCACUGAGCAGUCGAGGAAGACGUCGUCGACCUUUGUCCUGCCCCACUGCUUGUCAUACUACACCAUCAGUCUCCGUUAACAGGAACUCCUUCAAAAUCAUGGCCUCUAUUGGUUCCAGAAAAUUCAGCUUUCCAUGGUUGACCCGGCUAUUUCCAUCUAACUGUUUGGUACCAUUUAACGUAACAGAGACUAGCGCUUGUAAUAUCAACAGCAACUGCAACAGGGCAAUUUCUCUAGGUUAG